UCUGGUGCCCCGCCCCAAUUACUCCAGCAAUGAUGCUACUCUGGAGCAUUGCUUAACAUCCCGACCUGCCUCGCGGCGCUCCCUCUAGCCUAGCCUAGGCUACCUUGAACAUAAAGGACCCCACCCUAGGCGUGGUUCGCGUCUUUCCCGAAGUGCCCUGCGCACGAGGACUCUAAACAGGAUAUGAGGUAGGCCCACAGCUGGGCGGAAGUUGUCCGCGUCGGAAUGGCGGAGUACGAGCAAGUACAGAGGAGCGCGCUGAAGCUCAAAGGGGUGUCGGACUUGGGUGUAACGAAGCGAAAAAAGAGGAAGGACAAAGACAAGAGCAAGGUCCUGGAGCAGAUCGUGACCAGCAAAAAGAACGAGGAGGAGAAACGGAGGGGACUGGACAAGCGGACACCAGCCCAGAUCGCCUAUGAGAAGAUGCAGGAGAAGAGACAAAUGGAAAGAAUCUUAAAGAAAGCAUCCAAAACUCAUAAGCAGAGAGUGGAGGACUUCAACAGACAUUUAGAUACUCUCACUGAACACUAUGAUAUCCCCAAAGUCAGCUGGACAAAAUAGACUCCUACAGUGUUGAGUGGUAUGACCCUGAGGAAGAAGACUCAGUUGUGUUUGUUCUGGAUAAAUGUGGCAUGUUCUGUAAAUGCAUCCCCUCUUUUUUUUUUUAUGUUUCCUGCUAAGACUAUUUUUAAAGACUAUGUAAUCAAGUUAGCAAUUUGUUGCACUUUAUUAAAGUAGAAGUCAUGAUUAGUUUUUUAAGUUCUUUGUGACACAUAAUUUCUUUUAGGUUAAAAAAUUCUGUUAUUUAAUACAAAGUCAUUGAAACUUAUUAGUAAAGCUGUCCAGUUAGAAUAGUAUGAUAAUUCAAAUUCUGAGCCAACAGUUAACUUUUUUACACUGCCCAUAGGAAAAAACUUGCUAAGCCAGUACCAAUAGACCCUUAGGGUGCUAAUUACAGCUGAUUAACUUUUCAUUAUUCUUCUACAUGUUUUCAAUGGUUAAAGGAUGAUUUCCUGAGUAUACAAUCUCCCUCUAAUAAAUCUUUGCUAUAGUGUGAUCAUUUGAUGACUAACCUAGUGAUGAAGCUGCCCACUUAUAGGCUGGAUAAACAUCUAACAACAGGUUCAGAGGCAAAUAUUGGGACCUGCAUCAACAGUUUGAUAGAAUCUGCCAGAAUUUAUGCCCUAGGCCUAUGGUCUUUGGAAGGCUAAAGUUGCAUGCUUAUUUUUAUAAGGGAUCAGGGAGGACAUCAGAGGAGCAAAGCUACUCUUAGUUUGCUCUACUUGACAUGUCAUUUGUUAUUUAUUUUCUGGACUUAAGCACGUCAUUUGAUGUCUCUGGGCCUCAGUAUCCUUACUUGUAAAAUGAGAAGGUAGGACUCAGUGACCUCUGAGGUACAUUCCAGCUUGAAAUCUGAUCCCAUGUCUUGAAAGAAAAUAGAGGAAGAGUAUGUUAGAGCUAGGUUUCAUGCACUUUCAGUGCUUUCUUAUAUUGUUCCUGAAUCUCAAGCUGGGGGUAUGUAAGUCUUCAGGACUCCCAAAAUAGUCAUACACAGGACAGUUUCUGAUUGUUGCACCCCCUGAUCUGAAUUGAGCUACUAUCAGCCAGCUGGAAAGCUCUGUAGGUUCAAAGUGACAGAACUAUAGGCUUCUUUUUGGUCUGGGAUUUCUGCCCUGGUUGUUCCUCUACAGGCUUCAGAUUGGUCUAAAACAGUGAUGGCAGACCUUUCAGAGACUUGAGUGCCCAAACUGCAACCCUCAAGCGAGGAAGCACUUCAAUUGGGGUGCUAGGCAGAAGGAUGGAUAAUAUGAGAAAUGUCCUCAGGCACAUGUAGAGAAGGGGAAAGGAGCAGCCCCUUCCACCACGUAUCCCAUAGGCUCUUCAACAUGGGUCUAGAAGCUGGAACUGGCACUCCUGCUCUUCUCCUGGCAUCUGAGCCACACAGCAGCCACUGCUUCUGAAUUUACUCCCUAAUAUAUAAUCCAAGACCAGCAACCACACAACCAUUCCCUACCCUAGAAAACCACCUGAAUACAAUUACUCUGCUCAUUCUGCCUUGUAUCUCUGUCUCGGAACCAGGAAGUAGGUAUCAAAGCUGCCAGCUGGUACCUGUUCCUGCAGCCUUGUGCCCAGUACCCCUAUAGAUUCACAGCUCCUCACUAGGUGCUUGGAUCCCUUCCCCCCUCCCCUCACCUGGCCAGAACCUGUCCCCAAUGACCCUCUCAAUUUGUCUCAUUCACUGUGACUUUUCAAUUUGCUCAUCAGGAUUCAGUCUGGUGCAUUUUAUGCAUCUGUUUGGAGGAGUUUUGGGACCUUACCAUAUUGAUUCCUACUUCCCUGCCAUCUUGGCUCCACCUCCAUUUCACACAAUUUCUAUACAACCAUUUCACUUUCCAACAAGCAUCAAGGACACCAUGUUUCCUUCCCCACAAAUGUCUAGUCUAUAGUGACUGGCUGAUAGAACUAGUCCUCAAAGAACAAGGACUGGUGUUUUACCUUCAGCCAUCCAGAACCAAGAAUAGCCAUUAGAUUUGAUCAGAGUUCUCUUGUCUUUUUGUGUUGUUUUCAUUCACAUUACUAUCACUGUAUAUAUUUCACAUGCUUCAUUCUUCAGUUAACACAGGAUUUUCCAUGUUUCUCUAAAUUCCUCAUAUUCCUUAAGGUACAUAAUAAAGAAAUGAAUAAGGAAUAUACCAUGAUUUUGUUCAAUCAUUGCUCAAUCCAGAGAUAUUUUGUUUCCAGCCUUUUGCUAUUAUAAAAAGUAGCUGUAAGUACUUUUGUAUGUAUAGAACCAAAUUUCUUGAAACUUGAGACUUCAUUUAUUGAUUGGUGGGGAAAGGAGAAUCUUAAAUCUACUUGUGGAAAGGACUUUAGGGCUCAUUUAAUCUAACCCUCUCCUGGAAAAACUGAAAUCCAGAGAGAGAUUAGGUAACUUCCCAAUGUCACUCAGAUAGUAAACGUUAAAAGGUUUGAUUUUAACCCAGGCGCUCCGACUCCAGAACCAGCAGUUCUUUCUACUGCCUCCCCACAUUAGAAUAUAUGCCCUGGAUCAAAGGUAUGAAUAGUUUGCCUUUUUUCUAAGUUUUAUUUUCAAUUCCAAAUUCUCUCCAGCCCUUCCCCUGUACAUUGAGAAGUCCAGAAAUAUGAUAGCCAUUAUACAUAAGUAAUUAAAACAAUUUCCACAUUAGCUAUGGGGGGGGGGGGUGGUAAAUAAAUAUGGUUCAGUCUGCAUUCAAGAGUCCUUUUUUUUUUUUAAACCCUUACCUUCUGUCUUUGAGUCAAUACUGUGUAUUGGCUCCAAGGCAGAAGAGUGGUAAGGGCUAGGCAAUGGGGGUCAAGUGACUUGCCCAGGGUCACACAGCUGGGCAGUGUCUGAGGCCAGAUUUGAACCUAGGACCUCUCAUCUCUAGGCCUGGCUCUCAAUCCACUGAGCCACCCAGCUGCCCCCUCAAGAGUCCAUUUUGAUAGCAUUUUUCAUCAUGAAUUCUUUGGAAUUUUCAUUGAUCAUUGCUUUAAAGCAAAUUUCACAGUUGAUUAUCAUUACACUAUUGCUAUUACUAUGUACAAUGAUCUUCUGGUUCUCACUUCACUACAUCUGUUCACAUAGUCUUCCCAGGUUUUUCUGAAACCAUCCCCUAUCAUAUUUUUACAGCACAAUAAUAUUCCAUCACAAUAAUAUCCUGUACCUAACUUGUUCCAGCAUUCCCUCAGUUCCCAAUUCUUUACUACCACAAAAAGCUUUUUAUACUUUUGUACAUAUAGGUUCUUUUUCUUUGCUCUCUGUAGUACAGACCUGGUAGUGAUAUUGCUGGAUCAAAUGAUGUGCACAGUUUGAUAGCCCAUUGAGCAAAGUUCCAGAUUGUUCUCCAGAAUGGUUAGACUGGUUCACAGUUCUACCACCAGAGCAUUAGUAUCCCUAUUUUUUCAUAUCCCCUCCAGCAUUUGCCAUUUUCCUUUUCUGUCAUAUUAGCCAAUCUGAUGGGUGUGAAGUGGUACCUCAAGAGUUAAUUUUCACUAAUGAUUAUUAGUGAUAUAGGAGAUUUGUUCAUUUGACUUUUGACAGCUUUGAUUUCCUCUGAAAAAUAGCUAGUAUAUCCUUUGAUCAUUUGUCAUCUGGGGAAUUUUUUUUAUUUUUAUAAAUUUGGCUCAGUUCUCUAUAUAUCUGAAAAAUGAGACCUUUAUCUCAAAAAUUUCCCCCAGUUUUUUGCUUUCCUUUUAAUGUGGGAUGUAUUGGAUUUGUUUGUGCAAAACCUUUUACAUUUUUAAUGUUAAAAUUAUACAUUUAAAUUCUUAUGAUCUUUUCUAUCUUAUUUGGUCAUGAACUUUUUCACUAUCUAUGGAUCUGACAAGUAGUUUGCUUAUAAUAUUAUCCUUUAUAUUUAAGCAGUGUACACAUUCUGAGUUUGUUUUGGUAUUCUGUGUGAGAUGAUGGUCUAUUCCUAGUUUCUGCCAAACUGCUUCCCAGUUUUCCCAGCAGUUUUUGUCACAUAGUGAGUUCUUGCCCCAAUACUUAGGAUCUUUGGGUUUAUCAAACACUAGGUUACAGUACUCAUCAGUUGGGCUUGUCUCGAGUCACUCAAAAUUAUUUUCCAGAAAAGUCAAAUUCGUUGUUACUUCAAUGUAUCAAACAAAACAGACUUUCCAAUAAAACUGACUGUCAUUUUGCCAUAUUAUCUAAUUUGGUAGGUGUGAAAUGAUAUUUCAGAUGUUUUCAUGUGUAUUUUAAAUUUUGUUUCAUUAAAAAAAUGACAUUA
Monodelphis domestica (gray short-tailed opossum) is the source of this 4754-nucleotide messenger RNA. It is a transcript of the gene FAM32A, whose product is annotated as family with sequence similarity 32 member A. Gene Ontology annotation, cellular component: nucleolus. NCBI's taxonomy places the organism in Eukaryota, Metazoa, Chordata, Mammalia, Didelphimorphia, Didelphidae. The record is from RefSeq and is a predicted model, not a curated record.